Molecule: messenger RNA, 1181 nt
Organism: Juglans microcarpa x Juglans regia
Lineage: Eukaryota; Viridiplantae; Streptophyta; Magnoliopsida; Fagales; Juglandaceae
Product: bZIP transcription factor 11-like
Exons: 1
Coding region: 527-1015 (162 amino acids)
Biological process (GO): positive regulation of DNA-templated transcription
Cellular component (GO): nucleus
Molecular function (GO): transcription cis-regulatory region binding; DNA-binding transcription factor activity
Source: RefSeq, a predicted model, not a curated record
CAAGUGGGCGCUUUUUGGUUUAUAAAAUAGGCCAGCAACCCUGCAAAACCUUCUCCAUCUUCUUCCCCCUCAAAAUUUUAGGUCUCUCUUCCUCGGUGUUUGAUCUGAUUCUCUUCAGGCUAGACUCUGAAACUCUAUCAAUAGAAACCCAUAUCGCUCUCUGCACAAGAUCUCCAUCUUUCUUAAUUCUAUAGCUAUCACAUGUUUUUGUUUAAUGCAAAAUAUCUUGUUCUUGAUGUUUGAAACUCAUGUCUCCGGUAGUCAGUGAAAUCCUCCUUUCUGGGUUUAUGAUAAACUCCACCCUCCGGCGCAGGACCCACUUGGUUCAGUCCUUCUCUGUUGUCUUCCUCUACUGGUUUUACGUUUUUUCAUGAACUAAAUAGGGCCUCCUCUCUCGCUGCACUUCGAAAUUAGAUCUUCUUUAUAAUAUAGUUCAUAUACAUAUAAAAGCAUAUCUAUAUUAAAGAUCUUGUUUUUGUUGAGCUUAAUAUCACUAUUAUUGUUCAAACAUAUAUACGCCACAAAUAUGGAUUCUUCUAGUACUGGAGCUGCUUCUUCAGGGUCCAGCGCACUUCACAACUCAGGGUCUGAGGGCGACCAUCUGCAACAUGUUAUGGAUCAAAGAAAGCGGAAAAGGAUGCUGUCAAAUCGUGAAUCGGCGCGCCGAUCAAGACAGCGCAAACAGAAGCACCUGGAUGAUUUGAUGGCUCAGGUGUGCCAGCUCACAAAAGAGAACCAUCAAAUCCUCACGAGCAUGAACAUGACCUCUCAGGUGCACGUGAAUAUUGAGGCUGAGAACUCAAUUCUAAAAGCUCAGAUGGCUGAGCUCAGCCAGAGGCUAGAAUCUCUUAACGAGAUCGUCAAUUAUCUGAACUCCAGCACAAAUGGUCUUUUUGAGACACAACAAGAUCAUGACAUUCAGACCCAUGAUGAUAAUAGCUUCAUGCACCCAUGGAGUUCUAUCUAUCUGAACCAUCCGGCCAUUAUGGCAUCUGCAGAUGUAUUUAUGUACUGAUCAUGAUCUUUUUGUAACAAUCUUUGGGCUUCCUGGUGUUGCUGAAUAUGGUUCUUGUUCUAUCUAGUUUAUUCAUGUAUGGUUUCCAAUUGGUUCUUGCAGAGGUGGAGCCGAUGGCCAAAAAGAAACGUGACAGAUUAAUGGUGAACAGAUUUAUUUAGCAGAG